Molecule: messenger RNA, 834 nt
Organism: Chelonoidis abingdonii (Abingdon island giant tortoise)
Lineage: Eukaryota; Metazoa; Chordata; Testudines; Testudinidae
Product: FAST kinase domain-containing protein 1, mitochondrial-like
Source: RefSeq, a predicted model, not a curated record
AUUACAGGUGCAUUUUUCUAAUUCCUUAUUGUUGAAUAAAAAGAGAAGGAAAAAAUUCCAAUUGAGAGAUUUCCAUAUUCUUUGUAAGAUUCUGAACUUAAAUGCAUUAAUGUGCACUGUUAGCUAAAAGGCUAUUUCUCCAUUAAUUAAGUAGCCAUUUUGAGUGCCCCUCAAGACUUCCUGUGUUCUAGCUGACUUUUUAAAUUCAGCCCUACCAGAUACCUUGAAUUGGAGGGUCCGGUUACGCCUGAUGGAAUUGAACAGAGCUGUGUGUCUGGAAUGCCCUGAGUUUCAGAUCCCUUGGUUUCAUGAGCGCUAUUGUCAGCAGAUGCAGCAUAAAGGCAAUGGCAGCACAAAUACAGCACAACAGCAGAUUCAUAGAAUGCUGGGGGAGAUCUUGGGAGGAAGCCAGUAUGCAAAAGUAUCUGUUCUCACGCCUUACUACUAUGGAAUAGAUUUUGAAUGCAUUCUGGAUAAAAACAAAAAGCCUCUUCCCUAUAUGGAUCAGAGUAUAGUUUUGGCUGACUUAGUGCAGUGGGGACCAGACAUCCAGCUCCUGGGGAAGAAGGGACUUCCACCGGGAGCACAGAGGUUAGUACAUGGUUUUCUAUAUGUUAGGUUUUGCUAAGUAGAUGAACCAAGUUUGCAUAUUCAGGCUUUUUCUUACCCUUCAUGGUGGCUGUGUUUUCUCUUGUCAAUAUACACAUCACAGCUCCUGUGAGUAGGAGUGGUAUUGAGUGUGAGGCAGGAGAGACAGCUGUUUCUUGUGAACGCCUAAUAUCAGUAUGGCCUCAACUCUUUUUUUUUUUUUUUUAUUUAAAACCCCCCUUAUUU